AUGUCAGCUGGAAAAGUGUACUCUGCAGUAUACUCUGGUGUUCAGGUUUACGAAAUGAUGAUUCAUGGCAUUGCCACCAUGGUGCGAGGAGAAGACUCGUAUUUAAAUGCGACACAAAUCUUGAAAGUAGCAGGAUUCGAAAAGACCAGAAGAUCCAAGAUAUUAGAGAGAGAAGUGCUAAUAGGGGAGCACGAAAAAGUGCAAGGAGGUUAUGGCAAAUAUCAAGGCACAUGGAUUCCGUUUGAAAAGGGAAAGGAAUUGGCAGAGAAAUAUGAGGUGCUCGAUAGGAUGAUGCCUCUGCUGAAUUUUGACCCCAAUCAACUCUCGUCAUCAGAAGAAAUCCCAACAAAAGAGGAAGCUCAGUUACAGGCCAAGAAAGAGAACAAUCGAGCAUCUUCUUCGCCAAGAAUGGCGCCACUUGCAUUGCCAGCACCGCCACAAACUUCAUCACAAUCAUCCACUACGCCCUCCUCGUCCAACAACAACAACAACAGCAGCAGCAGUAGCAAACGAAAACAAUCAUCUUCAUCUGCACAGAAUCGAAAAAAGCUCAAGCUCAUGGGCGUAUCUCCCGAGCCAGUUUUGGUGGACGAUGCCUUUUAUGAGCACCAUCGCAGUCUUUUAAUGAACCUGUUUCUCUCUGAUGACCCUAAUGCAACACCCUCUCUUUCAGCACUCUUAACAAAGGACAUGAGCAUUGAUCUCGUCAUUGAUGAGCAAGGCCAUACAGCACUUCACUGGGCAGCUGCAUUGGGAAGAUUGCAUAUAGUCUCCUUGCUGAUUGAGCAUGGCGCCAAUGUGUGUCGAGUCAACUACAAGGGCGAGACACCAUUAAUGCGGGCGGCUAUGAUUACCUGCUGUUACGAGAACAAGAAUUUUGCAGAGAUGGUGGAAAUCAUGGCCGACGCUAUCCCAAUAACAGACCAACGAGGCAGAACUGUCCUGCAUCACAUUGCGCUUACAGCUGCGGUGGAAGGCUACACAGACGCUGCUAUUUAUUACAUGAAACGAUUGGUCAAAGGUGUACCCAAGAAGAGCAUUCUCAAAAACAUCCUCAACAUCCGAGACACACACUAUUACGAAUCAGCAUUAGCGAUCGCACUCAGAGUGGAAUGCCAAGAUAUUGUGGAUAUUCUGAUUAAACAUGGGGCUUUAGACCCUCUAAUGAGUGGCAUAGAUGAAGACGAAGAAGUUGAUUUUGAACCCAUAGAAUAUGAGGCUAAUCCUAAAGGAAAGGACAUUAUGAAUUCGCUUCAAUACAUGAUUGACAAGCUCGAGGAGGAUUACAUUGAAAAGCUCAAAAAGCGAGACGCUGAAGCACACGCUCUGAAAAAGGAGAUGAAUAUGCUCAAAUACGAGCUACGAGAAGCUCAUCGACGAUUAGAACUACCAGUGUCUAUGCAACUUGCAGAAGCCAGAAAGAAAAUUCAUCAAUUGGAAAACAAAGUAGCCUACGAUGAAACAACCAUUGGUGAUCUACGCAUUGAGCAACAAGAAGCCAUGGAUGCAUCUGAAGAUCCUACCGACAAAUCGACCAAGGAACGAAAAUUAGAAAAGAAGCUCAAGACGCUCCAAAAUCAAGUAGAGUCUGGAAACAAGACGAUUGAAAAACUGCAGGCUGAAUUAGCAGCUGAAAAGGCGAGAGCAAAUGAAAAGGAAAUGGAAUACAGACGAUUAAUUGCAGCAAGUUGUGGCUUACCGAUUGAAAGAGUGGAUCGCUUGAUUAAACCAUUGACACUAGCGAUUGAAAGCGAUCCGCCUGAUCUUGAUAUGGCUCGUGUCAUAGGGUUCAUGGAAAGGUUGCGUCGACAAGGCAGCCAUGCCAACGGUACUGGCAGUAGCAGUAAUAUGAAUUCACCUCGUGAUCCCAAUGCUGCCACCACGCCUGUCUAG
Messenger RNA from Mucor velutinosus, 1893 nucleotides. RefSeq lists its product as uncharacterized. Gene Ontology annotation, molecular function: DNA binding; protein binding; transcription regulator activity. The coding region runs from base 1 to 1893 and encodes 630 amino acids. The transcript has 3 exons. The record is from RefSeq and is a predicted model, not a curated record. NCBI's taxonomy places the organism in Eukaryota, Fungi, Mucoromycota, Mucoromycetes, Mucorales, Mucoraceae. Gene Ontology annotation, cellular component: SBF transcription complex; MBF transcription complex.